GGACUGGAGCUGGAGCGCAGACAGGGGAUCGGAGGAGAGUGACAGGGUUUGCUGCACUAACUUCUGAAACACCGACAAAACUAGGUGGACGCUAGGUGUUAUAAAUGGAUAGGCGCAACAGAAAGAUAGAGUAGAAGUUGUGUAACAUGACAGACAAACUUUAGAGGUGAGUUUUUGGGGUGAGACGCUGAGGGGUUAACGGCGCGGUCCACCGACGACUCAACAUGGAUGUCCGGGGAGCAACGGUGCUGCUUUGAGAAGGAAUUAAGGCCGUUUGUGGGUUAUUUCUAGCCGAAGAUUUUUUUGGUGUGUGUGUGUGACGGAGCUGAGGACGAUUUUAAACAAGCGGUUCAAGUUCAGCUGUGGAUUGUUGUAGCUAACAUUUAGCAAAGAUGUUAAAACUGUGGAGGCGAGACGUGCCGCUCUCAGAGAGGCUGGGGGAGGACUCUCCGCUUGUUCCGGCACCUGGCCCCCCACCCACGGCAGCUCCGAUGGGCCCCAAUAUUUCAUGGCUUCCUGAGGCCCCGCUUCUCAGCUUGGAUCCGCCUAUUUUUCUGAUGACUCCAGCGGCGCAGGCUGUAUCUGGCUUCUUCGUCUGGACUGCACUAAUCCUCACCUGUCACCAGAUCUACAUGCACCUGCGUUUCUACAGCUCGCCCAGGGAGCAGCGCCAUAUCGUACGGAUCCUCUUCAUUGUUCCCAUCUAUGCCUUUGACUCCUGGCUCAGCCUCCUGUUCUUCACCAAUGACCAGUACUAUGUUUACUUUGACACCGUCAGAGACUGCUAUGAAGCAUUUGUUAUUUACAACUUCCUGAGUCUGUGCUACGAAUACUUGGGAGGAGAAAGCGCCAUCAUGGCGGAGAUCAGAGGAAAACCGAUAGAGUCCAGCUGUAUGUAUGGUACCUGCUGUCUGAGGGGAAAGGCCUACUCCAUUGGCUUCUUGCGAUUUUGCAAGCAGGCCACUUUGCAAUUCUGUGUGGUCAAACCGCUCAUGGCUGUCAUCACCGUCAUCCUGCAGGCCUACGGCAAAUACAAGGAUGGAGACUUUAAUGUUGCCAGCGGUUACCUGUACGUGACCAUCAUCUACAAUAUCUCCGUCAGCUUGUCGCUGUACGCCCUCUUCCUGUUCUACUUCGCCACCAGGGAGCUGCUGAGCCCUUACAGCCCCAUGCUCAAGUUUUUCAUGGUCAAGUCGGUCAUCUUCCUCUCCUUCUGGCAGGGCAUGCUGCUGGCCAUCCUGGAGAAAUGCGGUGCCAUCCCUCAGAUCAACUCAGUGGAAGUGUCUGUCGGUGAGGGUACGGUCGCCGCCGGUUACCAGAACUUCAUCAUAUGCAUCGAGAUGUUUUUCGCGGCACUGGCUCUGCGGCAUGCUUUCACAUACAGCGUGUACAAGGACAAAAGUCUCGAUUUAACAGGACAUGUUCCUACAUAUGGACAGUUUGGCCGCAGUGCCCCCAUGAAGAGCAUCUCCAGCAGCCUGAAGGAGACAAUGAACCCGGGCGACAUGGUCCAGGACGCCAUCCACAACUUCUCCCCGGCCUACCAGCAGUACACCCAGCAGUCCACGCUGGAGCAGGGGGCGCCACCGCCGGUCUCCCGUGCCCACAGUGCUGUCAGCGGCCGCGGGGACACAGAGAAAACGCUGCUGCUCAGCUCAGAUGAUGAAUUCUAGAGCAGAACAGGUCAAAAGCGGGCAAAACUUGACAUCAGUCUGAUGUCAAAACAGCUGAUGGUACUCUGCUCUCUGCAGCCGAUCCCCCUCAGUGUACGAAUCAGUAGUUGCUUGUUUGUUUUUGUUUCCCCGGUUUUGCGGCUGAUCAAAAAAUGCAGGGGCCCGCCUUUCCCAAGGGUCACAAGCGGGAACACGGUUGAGUUGUGAGUCAUACUUUCAGAUAAUGACUCAUAGCUUUGGAACAAAAACUGAAAAAAAAGCUGAAUUUCUUUUUUUUUCUCCCUCUCCUUUUUUUAUGCACAGUCCUGUUUCCCCUUCCUUGUGUUUUGGAGCGGAGCUGUAAUCUUCAUAGGUGUUGCUAUUUAUUUGUUCAGAUUCACAUUUUGAUCUUCGGCAGUGUUUACCAAGGUUUCUUCUUUGGACAUGAUUCAUAAACUUGAAAGAAUAUUUAGUCAAGACAUUGACUGGUUGGUCAAAGCGCUUUAAAGCAGUUUUCAGUGUUGUGGAGGUCUUAGUAGUGGGGAUGAGAGACCCUGGGCAGCAGUUGGUGAUGCAUUUAAAGGGAAAGCAUGUCAAAAACAGGAGUCAGUAAACACAACACAUGGAUCAAUGUUGUUAUUGAUAUUGCAGAGGGGGAGGCAGAGCAGCUCAUAGAUUACAGAGUGCAUCUGCGGCCGCGGCAGGAGAGCCGGUCGGGAUUACACUUGUGUAAUUGGGGCGUUAUUUGAAUGGCCGGGAUUAAAGCUUGUGUUUCACUCUGAUAGUAAGACCUCUCCAGGCCACAAUGUAGGUUAAAUGGAUUGAGGGGAAAACAGAAGAGGAAUAUAGGCUAAAGCUAACUUUAGAUGCCUUUUCUCGUUACUGGAGCUUUGUCGAAGCUGGGUGUACUGUAGUUCACGUUCAGAGGCGAACAGAAGUUUCAAUUCUACUCUUAGUUAGGUGUUGUGCUUUGAUUUUUGAAAACAGGAUAAGUUUGAAUUUGAUAAAAAAGAUCUGGCAACUAAGGCAAGGAGUGUGUGGGUAGCUGCCUGUGUGGCAGUUAUUUUUGCAGGGAUUUAAUAAAACAUUUUAGCGUGUGCCUACACAGCUGUUAAAUGACAGUACAUCAUUCUGAGUGCUGUCACAACCUUAAUGGACAUCAUGCCUCCAGCUGAAGCAUUAUUGCUUCUUUGCUGAUGGAGCCAACCUACAACUCUCAUCUCCUCAGAUAUCAGUAUUGUGAUUAGUUUAUCUUUCUUCAGCUUGACCACAUGUGGGUCGUAAACGUUGUUGUUGUUGACAUUACUGAGUUUCUUUGAGUUGGAUUCGCUUUUAUUCUUCCAGUCAGUCUUUUUUUUAUUUUUUGGUGUAAGUUUACCGCAGUCUAAGCUGUUUUUUUUUUUUUAAAUUUAUUUGUAACUGGAUUUCUUGAGUCAUCUGAAUGACUCAUACGAACCUGCCAACAUUUUUUUAGUUCUACUUUCACUGCUUUGCUGUAGCUCUGUCUCAACACCAGGGGGCCACAGGGAGUGCGUUUGGAGCCAGUUGUAGGUCAUAAACAUACAGUCAGAGCUUGAAGCAUAUUUUAAAUGCACCAAGAAAAUGUUUGUCACUUUUUUAAUGUCUUCUUAGGACUGUCUUCUAUUUUCAUUGGAAAGCAGAAAUGUGUCCCAUGUUCAGACAGUGCUUAUGUUUUUUUUUUUCCCUUCUUUUUCUUAUUUUGUGCUUCUGCCUGAGACAUUAUUAGUUCUAAAUAGGAGAGAAGCCACGUGUGCGUGCAGGAGCAGCCUCUUAUUUAUAGACACUUUAAAAACGGGGUUAUUUUUAGCGAUGAUGAAACUGAGGUUGCACUGCAGCUCCUACUGACAGGUUGCUUGCGUGGCAUUAAAUUAACUCUCAGUUUAAAAGCAAAGCAGACAGUAUGCUGAUUUGCACUUUCAGUGUCAUAAUUCACCCUUGUACUCCUCAUCUUUGUCUGCAGCCAUGCUGUUUGCUGCAGUGUGAGUUGUUCUUAUGUGGGAAAAAAAUGUUUGUUGUAGACUAAUGUUGCACAUAAAGUACAUGAAAUUUUUAAGUGCUAUCUACAGGAGUAAAUGUAUGUCUAAAUAAUCAUAUAUACUGUAUAGAUUGAUCACAGGAGAAACAAAGGCCUAUUUUUUUUUACAACUUUUGUUUCAAUAUGUUUUUUUGUUUCUAGUUCUUUGUAUAUUAUAAUGCUGCUCACAAUGCUUCUGUGUCACGUUAGAUGGAAAACCAUGAAGACAAAAAUAAAGAUAUUUACUGUUG
Pelmatolapia mariae (spotted tilapia) is the source of this 3938-nucleotide messenger RNA. RefSeq names its product transmembrane protein 184ba (gene tmem184ba). Gene Ontology annotation, cellular component: membrane. The transcript is spliced from 10 exons. The record is from RefSeq and is a predicted model, not a curated record. Gene Ontology annotation, biological process: transport. Gene Ontology annotation, molecular function: transporter activity. The coding region runs from base 393 to 1673 and encodes 426 amino acids. NCBI's taxonomy places the organism in Eukaryota, Metazoa, Chordata, Actinopteri, Cichliformes, Cichlidae.